AGGUUCGUUUUUUAUUCUUGACUCUUUUUGGUGUUAAAUCUUUCCUAGAUUGUGGAUAAUCAAUAGGGAACUUUAGGUGUACAAAUUGGUUUGCGCAUUACAACAGUUGGGAGCUGAAAAGCUGGAUCUUAACGACAUCGUUGAUAACUCCACUUUCAUAAAAAUUCGAACUGCUCUGGAAAACAAUUUCCCGAGAGAUUUGAGUAAGCUUUGGAAAAUUAUCUCGACUCUUCCACCUGCAAACGCAGCUACUCUUGAAUAUGUUGUCGACUAUCUGCGGGAACUGAUCACACAAAUGCCAGAAGCAGCAGACCAACUUGUAGCCUGGGCCGAUGUAAUUUUCCACGGAGGCGCACUUCUAACUACUGUACCUCAUCUAGAACCACGUGUGGUUGCCUUACGGAGCUUAUGCGCUUACAGGAGGGAUGUCGCCAUCUUUUGUGAUAGUUGA
Molecule: messenger RNA, 451 nt
Organism: Strongylus vulgaris
Lineage: Eukaryota; Metazoa; Nematoda; Chromadorea; Rhabditida; Strongylidae
Source: the annotation of a GenBank genome assembly